Molecule: messenger RNA, 2097 nt
Organism: Sordaria macrospora k-hell
Lineage: Eukaryota; Fungi; Ascomycota; Sordariomycetes; Sordariales; Sordariaceae
Source: RefSeq, a predicted model, not a curated record
AUGACGGCUUGUCAAGCACUCUUUUCGCGCGGUGUUUUGCGUGCUCCCACUACUUGUCUCUCCUCCAAGUCUGCUGCUGCUCCCUUUGCCAGGACGACCUCCAUUGUUUGCUCGGGCCGCCCCCACUUGUACCGUCUCAAGAAGAACUGCCCCUCCUCCACCAAAAUCGGGACUCUCUCUUACACCACCAUCGCCGACACCCUUUCUUCAACACCACCCGCCGGACGGUCGUCACCACUCUUGUUCAACCGCAAAAACAGCACAAUGACCACCGCCGCUCCCAUUGACCAGUUGGUCAAGCAGGUCGACGGCCUCAGCCUCGACGCCAUCAAGGCCAAGUUCCCCGAGAACUACCCCGAGUUGAACCUUAUGGACCUCUACCGCGCCCAUCUGUCCAACGUUCUCUCCGAGGUCACGGGCGUCGACACUUCGCUCAUCUACCCCAACCUGGGAUGGACUUCCGGUCUCGAGAAGGGCGACAUGGCCCUCCCCGUCCCCGCCCUCAGGGUAAAGGGCAAGAAGCCUAACGAGCUCGCCGAGGAGUGGGCUGCCAAGUUCCCCGACACCGAUCCCCUCUUCUCCAAGCCCACCGUCAGCCAGGUCCAUCUCAGCUUCUUCAUCAAGGCCUCUCCCCUCGUCAACGCCGUCAUUCCCUUGGUCCACGCCAAGGGCGCCGACAAGGGCCAGAAGCGCAUCAUCGUCGAGUUCUCCUCCCCCAACAUUGCCAAGCCCUUCCACGCUGGCCAUCUCCGUUCCACCAUCAUCGGUGGUUUCCUCUCCAACCUUUACGCCGGCGCCGGCUGGGAUGUCAUCCGCAUCAACUACCUCGGCGACUGGGAGGACCCCAUCAACCACCUCUUCCAGCUCUACGUCCGCAUCAACACCGAGAUGACCGCCGAGAAGGAGGAGUUCACCAAGCGCAAGGAGGCCGGCGAGGAUGUUUCUGCCCUCGAGGCCAACAGCUUGGACGAGCAGGCCCGCCGCUACUUCAAGAAGAUGACCGACCGCGACGCCGAUGCCCUCGCCAUGUGGAAGCGCUUCCGUGAUCUCUCCAUUGUUCGUUACAAGGACACCUACGCCCGCCUCAACAUCCACUUCGACGAGUACUCCGGCGAAUCCCAGGUCACCGAGGAUGCCAUGAACGAGGUUGGCAAGCUCAUGGAGGACAAGAAGAUCUGCAAGGAGGACAAGGGCGCCCAGCUCAUUGACUUCUCCGAGCUCAUUCCCGGCAAGGAGGGCAAGCGUCUCGAGAAGCCUCUCGUCAGGAAGAGGGAUGGCACCGCCCUCUACCUCACCCGUGAUAUCUCUGAGCUCCUCGGCCGUCACGAGAAGUAUCACUUCGACAAGAUGAUCUACGUCGUCGCCUCCGCUCAGGAUCUCCACUUGAGGCAGCUCUUCAAGAUCAUCGAGCUCCUCGGCUACAAGGAUAUUGCCGACAAGUGCCAGCACAUCAACUUCGGUCUCGUCCUUGGUAUGUCCACCCGCAAGGGCACCGUCAAGUUCCUUGACGACAUCCUCCGUGACGUUGCCGACAAGAUGCACGAGGUCAUGAAGAAGAACGAGAACAAGUACUCUCAGAUUGAGGACCCCCUGGCCACCGCCGACGUUCUCGGUAUCUCGUCCGUCAUGGUCCAGGAUAUGUCUGGCAAGAGAAUCAACAACUACACCUUCAACAUGGAGACCAUGACCUCGUUCGAGGGUGACACCGGGCCGUACCUGCAGUACGCCCACGCUCGUCUUAACUCGAUCAGGCGCAAGGCUGGCGUGUCCGACGAGGAGCUCGCCACCGCCGACCUGUCUCUCCUUACCGAGACCAGCGCCAUCAACCUGUGCCGCCACAUGGCCGGCUGGCCCGAUGUCGUCAAGAACACGCUCAAGACCCUCGAGCCCACCACCGUCCUUACUUACCUGUUCAAGUUGACGCACGCCCUCAGCAGCUCCUACGACCAGCUCCAGGUCGUCGGUAGCGAGCCCGAGUUGAUGAAGGCCCGUCUGGCCCUGUACACUGCUGUGCAGACUGUUCUUGCUAACGGCAUGCGCCUUAUUGGCUUGAGCCCUGUCGAGCGGUAUGUGGUUUCUGAUGUUGCUCCUGACUGA